Molecule: messenger RNA, 2005 nt
Organism: Prunus avium (sweet cherry)
Lineage: Eukaryota; Viridiplantae; Streptophyta; Magnoliopsida; Rosales; Rosaceae
Product: diacylglycerol O-acyltransferase 2D-like
Biological process (GO): triglyceride biosynthetic process
Cellular component (GO): endoplasmic reticulum membrane
Molecular function (GO): diacylglycerol O-acyltransferase activity
Source: RefSeq, a predicted model, not a curated record
AGAGAGAGAGAGAGAGGUAACUGGUUUAAGCAACAGCAAUUAAAGACUAUCCUUGAGAAAAAUGAAACUAAGAGCUAGCUGACUGAAAGUAGCAGGAAAAAAAAAUUUUGACCGCAGACAGAGUUUCGAAACCCCGUUUAUGAUCACCAAAGGUGUUUGAUUGACUCCCCAAAUGAAAUCCGUCGUCUCUUCCGGCUCUACUAACUACAGCCAAUCUCCCGUCAUUCUUCUUUGCAAGAGCAACUCUGUUUGCAGCCUCUUCAAGGGCAUCCAUAGACCGUUAUAAAUUUCAACACAUUUAAAAUCGCUGGCACUUCCUCCAACAUGACACCACUUCAAAAUAUAAUGAGAUGGCAGAGUUAAGAACAUUUGUCACCCCCAUAAAAACUGUCAAAUAAAAAUUAUAUUUAAUCAAGUAAUGACUGAGUUUCUGUGCCCAAAAAGAGGAAAUGAUGUCAUUCUGAGUUAACACAGAAACACUCAGAAACAGAAAGAAGGCUUGGAAGGUGACACGAAUGCUACUGACAGUGAUGAUGUGUUCGAAUGCGGCCAAGUUUUUAUUUUUAUUAAGAAUUAUUAAUUUGAGGAAAUUGGGUUUGAAGAAGAAGUUGAAGAAGAAGACUAAAACUUGAGACGAAAUAGUGGAUAUGAAGGAGGAGAGGAUGGCGAUAUUCAAAGGCAGAGAAAAAUUCGGGUCCAAUGUUUUGCACACGGUUCUGGCUUUGGGUUUAUGGCUGGGGACUAUCCAUUUCAACGUGAUUUUGGUCCUCUUCGCCAUCUUCUUCCUUCCUCUUUCCAAGGCCCUCCUUGUAUUUGGGUUGCUGCUAUUGUUUAUGAUCAUCCCAGUUGAUGAUAAAAGCAAAAUUGGCCGAUCAGUGUCCGGGUACAUAUUUAAGCAUGCUUGUGCUUAUUUUCCAGUGAAUGUGUAUGCAGAGGAUAUACAUGCCUUUGAUCCUAAUCGAUCUUAUGUUUUUGGUUAUGAACCGCAUUCAGUUUUGCCACUUGGUGUUGUUGCAUUUGCUGAGCUCACUGGGUUCUUGCCUCUCACCAAAGUUAAGGUCCUUGCAAGUAGCGCUGUGUUCUACACACCAUUCCUAAGACAUAUAUGGACAUGGAUGGGUCUUACACCAGCCACAAAGAGUAAUUUUAUCUCCCACUUAUCCGCUGGUUAUAGUUGCAUCAUUGUGCCUGGUGGAGUGCAGGAGACAUUUUAUAUGGAGCAUGGCACUGAGAUAGCAUUUCUUAAGUCGAGAAGAGGAUUUGUUCGCAUAGCCAUGGAGAUGGGGCAUCCCCUGGUUCCAGUUUUCUGCUUUGGUCAGUCAGAUGUUUUUAAGUGGUGGAAGCCAAGUGGGGAGUUCUUUUUGAAGUUUUCCAGAGCUAUCAAGUUCAUACCACUUUUCUUCUGGGGAAUAUUUGGAUCUCCUGUACCCUACAGACAGCCAAUGCACGUGGUGGUAGGAAGACCAAUCGAUCUCAAGAAAACCCCACAACCAACCAUGGAAGAGGUCAAUGAAGUACACGGUCAGUUUGUUGCAGCACUACAGGAUCUUUUCGAACGGCACAAGGUGCGGGUUGGUCAUGCUGAUCUUCAGUUGAAAAUUCUAUGAUCAGAUCUUAAUCUUAUGUUCCUCCAUGCUCCCUCCUCAUUGUCACUUUUCCAAUUUGUUUUCUGCGCAACUUAGUGAUAACAUGUUGUAUUAAGUUAGAUUAAUUGUAGAAAUGACGGUUGAAGAAUCAUGAUGUGUAGCUAGUGGUCAAGUUAGGCGUGAUAUCUUGGUUUCUCUCGACCCUACUUCUCCCUUUCUUUGCAACCCCUUAUGGUUCCAGGGGUUAAUAAACCGGGCGCCUCUCUCUCGCCUCUCAUGUUAUUGAGAGUGUUUCCCCAGUUUUAUGCUGGGUUUUGUUUCUCCCAGUCUUUUUGGACUGGCUUUUAACGUUACUUUUUGUUGUGGAGGAUUUAUUAUAUGCGAUAACCUACAUUUGGGGUGUGUUCUUAUUGUUUAUA